This is a messenger RNA of Chanos chanos (milkfish), 1032 nucleotides long. It is a transcript of the gene psma3, whose product is annotated as proteasome 20S subunit alpha 3. Gene Ontology annotation, biological process: ubiquitin-dependent protein catabolic process. Lineage: Eukaryota; Metazoa; Chordata; Actinopteri; Gonorynchiformes; Chanidae. The coding region runs from base 84 to 851 and encodes 255 amino acids. The transcript has 11 exons. The record is from RefSeq and is a predicted model, not a curated record. Gene Ontology annotation, cellular component: proteasome core complex, alpha-subunit complex; proteasome core complex.
CGAUGUGCUGAUGAACUGUGGCUAGCCGAUGCAGUAGUUAGCCGGUAUCAUCAAAACAAAAGAAUUGUACUUCGUUGAUCAAAAUGAGCUCGAUCGGGACUGGAUAUGAUUUGUCUGCCUCUACAUUCUCACCAGAUGGCAGAGUAUUUCAGGUUGAAUAUGCCAUGAAAGCAGUAGAAAACAGCAGCACAGCCAUAGGAAUCCGAUGCAAGGAUGGGGUUGUGUUUGGCGUGGAGAAGCUGGUCCUGUCCAAACUGUACGAAGAGGGCUCAAACAAGCGGAUCUUUAACAUUGACAGACACGUUGGAAUGGCUGUAGCAGGGCUUCUCGCUGAUGCCAGGUCCCUGUCUGAGGUGGCCAGAGAAGAGGCCUCGAACUUCCGCUCUAACUAUGGUCACGACAUCCCUCUGAAGCAUCUGGCUGACAGAGUGGCAAUGUACGUCCAUGCCUACACAUUAUACAGUGCCGUGAGGCCGUUUGGUUGCAGUUUCAUUCUGGGCUCUUAUGAUGAAGACGACGGCCCUCAGCUGUACAUGGUUGACCCGUCAGGAAUUUCAUAUGGCUACUGGGGAUGUGCCAUUGGAAAAGCCAAACAAGCUGCAAAGACAGAAAUCGAAAAACUGCAGAUGAAAGACAUGACCUGCCGAGAGCUGGUGAAAGAGGUGGCAAAAAUUAUUUACAUCGUCCACGACGAGGUGAAAGACAAAGCUUUCGAGUUGGAGCUCAGCUGGGUUGGAGAAGUGACAAAGGGAAAGCAUGAACUGGUUCCCAAAGACAUCAAAGAAGAGGCAGAGAAAUAUGCUAAAGAUUCUCUGGAGGAAGAGGAUGAUUCGGACGAGGAUAACAUGUGAGGCGCGUGGUCGAACCGUGUGCAGCGUUCCCCCCCCUCCACCCUACUGUAACUACUGCUUCUCAAGCAUCUUCACAACUCUGACACCCAAAACAGCAAGAAUUCUUUUAUAUGUUUUGUAGUUCAUGGACCAUUUAAGUCAUGUUUUCUUUUUUCUUUUCUUUUUUUUUGGCAGAAUUGAA